AACUAUGUAAAACAAUAUUCUUUAUAAAAGUUAAAUACUGGAGCUUUAAUAUAUUUCCAUGCAGCACAGCUUCUUCAGCAGUUCUGUCAGGGGAUUUCUGAUGAACAUAUCCGUAUCUUUAAAUGUUACGUAACAUUUAAAUGACUAAAUAAAGCGACAUUUAAAUAUCUUUUGCACAAAACUGCAUUAACGUUUUCAUUGUGAAUGUUUCCCUCCUGCAGCGGACUGUCGCUGUCCAAGGUGCUGCAGCUGAGACUUCAUCAGUGCAUCACCUGGAGGCUCCCAUCGGCCUCCCAGUAGAACCAGCUGGUGUUUCCGUGCCUCAUGCUGGUCAUUACAGUUCAAACUCCCAGUCUGGAGUUCUGGUGCCGCUCGGUUCCGACCCUGCUGCCGCUUUAAAGCGAGCAUGCUCCGACGUCAGCUCCGUCUCCAGACAUGUGGCUUCAGCAUCCAAUAGGCUGAUCGGGGCUUUACUCAGCCUCUCCCACACAGGAGAUCCCUGAGGAGAAGACCAGCGUAGACCGGGGUUCGCCACGACUCACGCAGCCCUCACGCAACCCGCCAGAUCCGGUUCGGAGCCAGCAGAUUCCCGUCCUCAGAGCAGAUUCCCGACCAGAACCAUCGCGUUGCAGUCAUGUCUGUGGCGGGACUGAAGAAGCAAUUCCACAAAGCCACUCAGAGAGUGAGCGAGAAAGUCGGAGGAGCAGAAGGAACGAAGCUCGAUGUGGACUUCACUGAAAUGGAAAAGAGGGUGGACACCACGGCUCGAGCCGUUCUGGACAUCAUGACCAAAACCACCGAGUAUCUGCAGCCGAACCCAGCAACCAGAGCCAAGAUGAGCAUGAUGAGCUCCAUGUCCCGUAUCCGGGGCCAGGAGAAGGGGCCGGGCUACACGCAGACCGAGACCAUCCUAGGAGAGUCCAUGCAGCGGUUCGGCCGGGAGCUCGGAGAGGACUCCAACUUUGGUCUGGUUCUGAUCGACGUCGGAGAGGCCAUGCGUGAGCUGGGUGAGGUCAAAGACGCUCUGGACAUGGAGGUGAAGCAGAACUUCAUCGACCCGAUGCAGAACCUUCACGAAAAAGACCUCAGAGAGAUCCAGCACCAUCUGAAGAAGCUGGAAGGUCGCCGUCUGGACUUCGACUACAAGAAGAAGCGCCAGGCCAAAGUGACGGAGGACGAGCUCAAAGCGGCGCUGGAGAAGUUCGAUGACUCCAAGGAAGUCGCAGAGCAGAGCAUGUUCAACCUGCUGGAGAGUGACAUCGAACAGGUGAGCCAGCUGGCGGCGCUGGUCCAUGCUCAGCUGCAGUACCACACCCGGUCCGCUGAGAUCCUCACACAGCUCUCCAGCAAGAUCGACGAACAGAUAAGAGAGACCUCCAACAAACCGAGGAAAGAGUUCAUACCGAAGCCUCGCACGUCUCUGGACUUCAGCAUCAGUGAGAACCACAAUGGAGGGAUCCACGGCGCCCGCUCUCCAGGUGCCAGGUCUCCAGCCAGGUCUCCAGCAAGAUCUCCAGCCAGGUCUCCAGCCCCGUUGGACCAGCCCUGCUGCCGCGCUUUGUACGACUUUGACCCUGAGAACGAAGGUGAGCUAGGCUUCAAGGAGGGCGACAUCAUCACCCUGACCAAUAAGAUCGACGACAAUUGGUACGAGGGAAUGCUGCAAGGCAACUCGGGCUUUUUCCCCAUCAACUACGUGGAUAUCUUGGUGCCGCUACCCCAGUAAGACGUCAAGACUAACCAACUGUGUCUGCAAUGAAUCCCGGCCUCCAGUUCCAGUGUUUCCACUAACCUUUUCCCAAACAUUCCUACUAACACAACCUUCACUUUUUCCGUUAAGGCGUCAAAAAGCAAUGACACAAAAUAAAUAGGUGUGAAGAAGUUUGACCAACGUGCAGGGAUUCACUAAACUUUUACUGAAAACGGUGUGGGGGGAAAAAACCCAGCAUUGACGUAACGUCUUCUCUGUCUCACUUAAGGUACUUUCAAGCUUCUAUAGUCAUUUUUGCAUUUCGUCUCUGUUGUAGUCAGCUGUCAGUCCAUUAUUAGUUUAUUAGAACAGCUUUACUGAUUCACGCUUUUUCUCAGUCUUCGUAUUUUAGAAGGUAGAAACUUUUCUCUCAUGUUCAGCAGACAAGACAAACGAGUCAACACGCUUUCUGUUUGUUCAACAUGAAGCUCAAAUCAUGUGGUAGGUUUUGUGUUAAAUUUUCCUCCUUUUAAUAGUGGAGGAAAAUGACAUUUUCAGUCAUUUUCCCAAGAUAUUCAUGCAAAGAAGGAUUUGAUUCAGAUCAGAUUUAGCCAAAAUUACAGACAUGUUUGUCAGACUGACCUUUGUUUUUCACGCAGCAAAGCAUUGUGGCAGGACAAACGUCUGCAUGUUUGAUGCAACAUGGUGAAUACUGAAGGUUUUUACCUCUUAAAGGAAGUCAUAACGUAUAAACAUCUUUUAUGGUUUCUCAUUUUUUCAGUAAUCCACAAAAUAUAUGGUUGAAGCAUUAAGUCCUUAAAUAUAUGUCCCAGUAGAAAACAUAGUUCAUGUAUUGUGACUGAAUACCUUAAAAGUCUUAAAGUGAAAGUUGGAUUUUUAUUAUGGGGUUCAGUAGAGUUGUUAUUGGCAGUCAGUAUCUUACUUGACAGUUUGGAGAACCAGAUUAAUUUCUGAUGGAGAUUAUAGUUUACAGGGUUACUAGGAUUUUAUUGUAAAUUUAUGUUGUCUUAAUUCUACUUCUAAACUCCUUCACAGCAGAAUAGGAAUUAUAAACAAUUCUAGGGAGAAAGCUCAUUUUUUGCUGAGCGCUUUAGCACUUCUGCUAACUUUGAAAGCGUACGGCUGACAUAGCUGUCCCUAAAUUAACUUUUCCAGAUCAAUUCUAAAGUGAUCAUUUACUUUGCUGUUUUAUAAACUUUCAGUUGAAUAAAGUUUGACAUCUGUGUUGAAGUUCUGGUUUUCAAAUUUAAGAAUCAUUCAUGUAGUUAGAUGUUUAUAUUCCUGCUCUUAUUCUGAAGUAGGGGAAGGCUGUUCUGUUUCCUCUUCUCUGUUGUGCGGUGCAGCAAAUGUAGUUUAUUUUGUACCCAGAAUGCAUCACUGUACAAUACAGUUUGAAAUCUACUUAUGUCUUGUGUAAAUUAGGCUAAAUCAGCAAGACUUGGCAAAACUAAACAACAAUAAAACUGAAACAUGAGUGACAGGUCUCUUCCAAAGAAACACUUCCUGAAGCGCAGCCGCACAGGUAUGUGUGUACUGACAACCUUACCCUGCUGAAGGUGAUAUGCUAGGUUGUAAAACAUGUUGUGUCAUUAUCUGUCUCAAUAUGGUUGAAUUUAGCACAUUAGCAUUAGCUUCUGCUAAAUAAAAUUAAGAUAAUUUUACUUUAUCUUACUUUACUUACCUUUGUUUUACGUGAUAAUUUAGUAAACUUAAUAUAUUUACUUGGAUAAACUUAAUUUGAUUACUUUAAACAAAUUUACUCCAUUUUUUAAAGUUGGAUUGCCUGUUUUAUUUUUGCAGUUUAGUGUUCGCUGCAAGCGAUUCAUUAAUUCCCUUCUUCUUUCACACCAAAUUACUUUUAUAAGAACAGUUUGGUUGGAAAUGAUAAAAUGAAACUUCAGAUUAUACAUAAUAGGUGGUUUAAACAACCGUUUAAUGUGGAAGUGACGACGACUUUAAGAUUUAUGAAACGAAGUUUGCAUCAAUUAAAUUUCUGAAUCUGGGUGUUUUUUUUAUUUCAGAAAUCCUCUCUGAAGUGCUUAUCUCUAAUCUGAAGUUAAAACACUGACUGCUCAAUACUACUAGCAAAACUUCACUUUAAAAACUCUAAACUAUGAUUAUUUAACUGCUCUUUGGAGCAAUAGUUUCUUCUGCAGAGGCAGGUGUGGUUUUGCCUAUUAGUCCAAUAAUUACCCUCUAGUUUACUUGUAGAAAACACUAAGAGGAGAAUAAUUGUGAAUAUUUCCAGGAGCACAAGAUAAUGUGCAAAUAGAGGAGUAGACUGAGAAUUAAUUUAUAUUUAUUGAGGUAAUAAUAAAAGUUUUUUUCUCGCAUAUCUCAACAGAGCUCAACAUUUGUUAAAUUGUUUGUGCACCAGAUUGUUUUCUAAAAAUCAAAAAGUCACGGUUCUUUGUUUUCAUCAGCUUGACGCAGCGAUGCACACACCAUCUCUAAGGCUUUCUACUCUUCUACGUUGACGAUGCAUUAAACUUUCUGCAGAUGUUUUCAGCGUAUUAAUGUUGAUGCAUGUAAUUUUAGGGGGAAAUGUGCGUAUUUGGGUUUGCAUAUGGCUCAUGUUCUGCACAGAAACAAGUAAAGAGAUCCUCUGCUGCUAGUGAGCACCGUUUCUGACAGUGUUUAGCUUAAAAACAAUAAUGGAGGGAUCGGUUUACUACAUUCAGCAUCGCUACAAUAAAUGAUGCAAAAUCAACUAUAUAUAAAAAGUGUUACUUUUAUGUCAAAGGGAAGCACAAUUUUUUGUUGGCUGGUGACAAAUAGUGCUGCAGUUUGAAGAGGUUGUGUAUUUAUUCAUUUUUUAAGCUAAAUUCUUCCUUCCUUCUUUCACUUUUUUUUAAAGAUUUCUGUGUAUCUUUGCCCUCAAUGAGGACUGUACAGCUUUUUCUGUGUUUUGUUUUUACCUUGUGUGUAUAGUCAUGCAUCUUCAGUAACGUAUUUUAUUUUUGUAACUGUGUCAAAAGUAUUCACAAACAGUAUAGAUGUGUGUAUAUAUAUAUAUAUAUAUAUACAGUAUAUAACGCAGAAGUGAUGUUCCAAGUUGGGAGUGAGGCGAGUGGAGUUUUCUGUGCUGCACAUGAUUGUCUUUGAAAUAUUUUAGUGUUUUGUUUGUGUUUUUGUUCUGUUCUUGCACUGGAUUCUAUGACUGUACGCUUGAUGUAAAGAUAAGAAAUGUGAUGAGUCAAUGUAAUUUAUUCAAAUAAAUACCAAGAAAUGGUUAUUCCCUAAA
Messenger RNA from Xiphophorus hellerii (green swordtail), 4955 nucleotides. It is a transcript of the gene sh3gl2a, whose product is annotated as SH3 domain containing GRB2 like 2a, endophilin A1. Lineage: Eukaryota; Metazoa; Chordata; Actinopteri; Cyprinodontiformes; Poeciliidae. Gene Ontology annotation, molecular function: protein binding. Gene Ontology annotation, cellular component: cytoplasm; presynapse; glutamatergic synapse. Gene Ontology annotation, biological process: synaptic vesicle uncoating. The transcript has 13 exons. The record is from RefSeq and is a predicted model, not a curated record. The coding region runs from base 635 to 1726 and encodes 363 amino acids.